GGGACUUCCAUGAAUUGUGCCUAAGAAACGUGUAUAAAAGCAGCUUGUACCUCCUUUACGUUAUGGCAUUGAGAUGUAACCUUUGGUUGCGGCUCGCCGGUGGAUUUAAUACGGGUAUCGGAGCCUCAUGACAGAGCCUACCCCAAAUGUUCUUGAGAAGGGGGAGAAGAUGGAGGAGACGAAUCGAAACUCAGGAGAAUACAACGACCUUGAACAUACAUCGAAAUCUAAUGACUCGGCCCGAGUCGACUGGGAUGGUCCUGAUGACGCCGCAAAUCCGAUGAACUGGCCUACUUCGACGAAAGCAGUGCAGCUGGUCUUCAUGGCUUUCAACACGUUUGUUAGCCCUCUAGCUUCCUCCAUGUUCGCACCCGGCGUCCAAUAUGUUAUGCGCGACUUUCACUCCCCCGAUCAAAUGUUAGGCUCGUUUAUUGUUUCCGUCUAUGUCUUGGGAUACAUGCUAGGACCGUUUCUCAUCGCGCCGCUAUCGGAGAUAUAUGGCCGUGUGCCUCUAUAUCAUGCUUGCAAUGUACUCUUCCUAGUGUUCACUAUUGCGUGCGCGGUAGCGCAGACUUUGCCUCAACUGAUCGUAUUUCGUUUGUUCGCUGGCAUUGCUGGUGUCUGUCCCAUCACCAUUGGUUCUGGGACAGUCGCCGACAUGAUCCCUGUGGAAAAGCGAGCGGGCAUCAUGGCUGUUUGGGCUCUCGGACCUAUUCUAGGACCUGUCAUUGGACCCAUUGCGGGUGGAUUCCUAGCCGAAUCGGUGGGCUGGCGAUGGGUGUUCUGGGUCCUUGCGAUUGCAAUUGGUGUCAUGACAAUCGGGUGCGCCGUGUUCUAUCGCGAAUCGUAUGCACCGGUGAUUCUGCGUCGCAAGACUGAGCGACUACGCAAAGAGACUGGGAAUCCCAAUCUCUACUCCGCCCGUGGCGACACAAAGAUUACCAAGGCGCUGUUUGCAACCGCACUUGCGCGCCCAAUGAAACUCCUUUUCCGCUCCCCAAUCGUGUUUCUGCUCUCCCUAUUCGCAGCCGUGACGUACGGAUACCUUUACCUGAUGUUCACCACUUUGACUCCCAUCUUCAAAAACACCUACAGCUUCUCAUCCGGUCUGGCCGGUCUCGCCUACCUGGGCUUCGGUAUCGGAAGUCUCCUCGGUCUCGGAAUAUGCGGCGUGGUCUCUAACCGCAUCGCUGCCAGUCACACUGCGCGCGGCUGUUUCAGACCUGAAUCUCGCUUACCCCCGAUGCUGUUCGGAUCUUGGGCGAUUCCGGCUGGCUUAUUCUGGUAUGGUUGGUCGGCGCAAGCGCAUACCCAUUGGAUUGUGCCAAUUCUUGGGACUGGCCUGUUUGCGAUCGGCCUCAUGGUCGUCUUCAUGGCGUCGAAUACGUACCUUGUGGACUCGUACUUGGCGCACGCGGCCUCCGUGACGGCUGCUGCGACAGUACUGCGGUCGUUAGUCGGCGCGGUGCUCCCACUGGCUGGCCCGUCUAUGUAUGAUGCGCUAGGCUUGGGCUGGGGGAAUUCCUUAUUGGCUUUCAUUGCCCUCGUGAUGUGUGUCUGUCCAGUGCUAUUUUGGAAGUACGGGGAGUUUAUCCGCACCCAUCCGCGAUUCCGGAUUGCUCUAUGACUACACUUUGA
This is a messenger RNA of Aspergillus alliaceus, 1638 nucleotides long. Its product is annotated as MFS transporter. Gene Ontology annotation, molecular function: transmembrane transporter activity. Lineage: Eukaryota; Fungi; Ascomycota; Eurotiomycetes; Eurotiales; Aspergillaceae. The record is from RefSeq and is a predicted model, not a curated record. The transcript is spliced from 3 exons. Bases 128 to 1627 code for a protein of 499 amino acids. Gene Ontology annotation, biological process: transmembrane transport.